Messenger RNA from Fusarium tjaetaba, 2238 nucleotides. Its product is annotated as ap-2 complex subunit beta. Gene Ontology annotation, cellular component: membrane coat. Lineage: Eukaryota; Fungi; Ascomycota; Sordariomycetes; Hypocreales; Nectriaceae. The transcript is spliced from 5 exons. The record is from RefSeq and is a predicted model, not a curated record. Gene Ontology annotation, molecular function: clathrin binding. Gene Ontology annotation, biological process: vesicle-mediated transport; intracellular protein transport. Bases 1 to 2238 code for a protein of 745 amino acids.
AUGGCGGUAAAUCGCAUUCGCGGCGCCUUCGCCGUGCCUCGAAAGGGCGAAACCUUUGAGCUGCGCGCUGGCUUGGUUUCUCAGUAUGCGUACGAGCGCAAGGAGUCGAUUCAGAAGACCAUCAUGGCCAUGACGUUGGGCAAGGAUGUGUCUGCACUCUUCCCAGAUGUGCUCAAGAACAUUGCGACUGGCGACCUUGAUCAGAAGAAGCUUGUAUACCUUUACCUGAUGAACUACGCCAAAUCGCAUCCCGACCUUUGCAUUCUCGCCGUUAAUACAUUUGUUCAAGACUCCGAAGAUCCAAAUCCGCUGAUACGAGCACUGGCAAUCCGAACAAUGGGAUGCAUCAGAGUGGACAAAAUGGUGGAUUAUAUGGAAGAGCCCCUGAGGAAGACGCUGCGGGACGAGUCACCGUACGUGCGCAAGACAGCUGCCAUCUGCGUCGCCAAACUCUUCGACCUCAACCCUCAGAUGUGCAUCGAGAACGGCUUUCUGGAGGCCCUUCAGGAGUUGAUCGGUGAUCCCAACCCCAUGGUUGUCGCCAACUCAGUGACCGCCUUGUCUGAGAUCACCGAGACGGCGCCCGAGACAAGGGCACUGAUUGUUACGCCUGUGACGCUGAAGAAGUUGCUCAUGGCCCUUAACGAGUGUACCGAAUGGGGAAGAGUCACUAUCCUGACAACCCUGGCCAACUACUCUGCGUCAGAUCAGAAGGAGUCGGAGCACAUCUGUGAGCGUGUGGCACCUCAGUUCCAGCAUGUUAACCCUAGCGUGGUUCUUGCUGCUGUCAAGGUUGUUUUCAUCCACAUGAAGGCUCUCAACCCUGAGCUUGUGAGAUCAUACCUCAAGAAAAUGGCUCCUCCCUUGGUUACUUUGGUUGCUUCACAGCCCGAGGUCCAAUACGUCGCUCUGCGAAACAUUGAUCUCCUGCUCCAGGCUAAGCCAGACAUUCUUAGCAAGGAGAUGCGCGUUUUCUUCUGCAAAUACACUGACCCUCCUUAUGUUAAGCUUCAAAAAUUGGAAAUUAUGGUUAGGAUAGCAAACGAGCAUAACUACGAGCAGCUCCUCGCUGAGCUGAAGGAGUACGCUCUUGAAGUCGAUAUGGAUUUCGUCCGAAGAGCCGUUAAAGCAAUUGGCCAAGUGGCCAUCAAGAUCGAGAAUGCUGCCGAGAAGUGCGUUGCGGCCCUCGAGGAUCUCAUAUCUACCAAGGUCAACUAUGUUGUCCAAGAGGUGAUUGUCGUUAUCAAGGAUAUUCUGCGAAAAUACCCUGGCUACGAGGGUGUUAUUCCUACACUUUGCAAGCAUAUUGAUGAGUUGGAUGAGCCCACUGCCCGUGGAUCUCUCAUCUGGAUUGUUGGAGAAUAUGCUGAGAAGAUCAACAAUGCAGACGAGAUUUUGGAGAGUUUCGUUGAGUCCUUUAUGGAAGAGUUCACCCAGACGCAACUGCAAAUAUUGACAGCGGUGGUGAAGCUGUUCUUGAAGAAGCCUGGAAGCAACCAAGGCCUUGUCCAAAAGGUUCUUCAAGCAGCGACAGCGGAGAACGAUAACCCCGAUAUCCGCGACAGGGCAUAUGUCUACUGGCGUCUUCUCUCCUCUGAUCCCGAAGUUGCUAAAAACAUUGUUCUAUCUCAAAAGCCCACGAUCACGACAACCAUGACAAGCCUUCCUCCGGCCCUUCUGGAGCAGCUCCUCACCGAACUCUCUACUCUUGCUUCUGUCUACCAUAAGCCUCCUGAGUCGUUCGUGGGCAAGGGUCGUUUCGGCGCAGACGAGAUCCAGCGAGCAGCUAUCCAAGAACAGCGACAAAACGCUGCCGAGAACCCUAUCGCUGCUUCAGUUGCUGCCGCUUCAUCCAACGGAUCUGGUGGUGCUGCUCAAAACAACAUUGAGAAUUUGUUGGACAUCGACUUCGAUGGCGCCGCGCCUGCAUCCCAAGAGCAGAACAGUGCUUCAGCAACCCCCGAUAGAGUGGCCAGCCCAUCUGCUGGUGCGCCUUCAGGUGCCAUGGCUGAUAUGAUGAGCAUGUUUGAUGCGCCGGCGCAAGCCUCUGGGGCUCCAGCACCUGCUGCAGGUCCCAGCAACAACAUGAAUGACUUGAUGAACGGUUUUGAAGGAUUGAACUUUGGUGGUUCGUCGGCAGGCGAGCCCCUACCAGCAGCAAUGCAGCUACAACAGGCCCAAGGAGGAGCUCCUCAACAGCCCAAGAAGGACAGUGAAGACUUGCUGGGUCUUUUGUAG